CACGGAAAAACCUUCACUUAAAAGGUUCUUAGAGUUCCGUUUAACGGAGGGCAAUUUGGAAAGCGAAGAAGAAGAGCACCUUAGAUACAUUUGUGAAAUAAAUACUAUCAGUAAAUACUAUACUGAAACGUCUGAAAUUGGGCAGAAGUUGCUAACGUGGAAUCAGGAUUUUAAGGCAAGAUUUAUUCAAUUUAUCGAGGUUGGAGAAGUUGUUAGCCUGAGUUGUUCUGCACCGUCACCAACUACCUUGCUGGUUGCGACUGGUACAGGGAAAGGUUGCGUACUUGUUGGUGAGCACACCAUAAUAGAUAAUGUGUGUGUCACACGGGGUGUUGGUGUACUUGGUGAACACGUGGUGUUAGUGUACAAUGCAAUGCUUCAACGACUACCUUGCUGGUUGCGUACUGGUAUUGGGAAAGGUUGCAAUGAUAAAAAGUCAAAAGAAAUAACUCAUUUUUGGGAUCUGCAAGAUAAGAGGCAAAACGUUCAUUCAGAGAAGUUGUUGUUCGAGGAGGAAGCCAAAAUGAGUCAAAAUAAACUGGAAAAUCAGAUUUAUCUCGAACAGACACGAUAUAUUCUGGAUGCGACAAGAGAGAGAUCUUUACUACAAAGAACGAUCACCAACCGAUUUGAAAAAUACGUGUCAGAUAAUACUCUCCAACCCGUUGUGUCACAAAUAAACGAGAAUGAAAGAAAACGGCAUGCAGAGGAAAUCUCUCAUACCAUAACUACUCCUCCAAAUCUCCGUCCAUCAGUUGAGGAAAAGAAGGCCGAUGACCAUUUUUUUUUUUCGGAUCAGAUUGUUAAAGGGAACGAAGAUACUUCAUAUGAACGUCGUCGGCGUUGUUCUAUUCCGGAAGAUAAUGUAGCCAUCAUGUUUUCUAAUGCAUGGCUUUCUAGAAAACGUCUUCUCACUUCUCAGGUGCUUUUGCAGAUCAACUUGGAAGAGUUCCCGUCUGUAACGACAACAACUUCGUUAUAUGUUCCAUCUUCUCCACCAUCUACUUCUGAUUGCAAUAUUAGCGAAGAAUAUACAAUUGUAGAAAACCGCAGUUAUUCUAUAGAUUACCUCACUGGUCCCGGUGUUCCCGAAUGGCACCUGAACGAAGAUUCAAUUCGAUGGGUUGUAAACGACAUCGAUAUUACUGAGAUAUGUCGUGAAUAUCGUGCUGUUGUGGUUAAAAAAUGCGAGUCGAUGGAUGUUACUUUGAGUGCUACAGAAGAACU
This is a messenger RNA of Scutellospora calospora, 1227 nucleotides long. The record is from the annotation of a GenBank genome assembly. Lineage: Eukaryota; Fungi; Glomeromycota; Glomeromycetes; Diversisporales; Gigasporaceae.